AAGCUAAGGUCGCUGCCCAUGGCGGCCCUCCUUUUCAUACGAAACCUCUCUGCCCAGGAGGCAGAAACAGAAGCUCUCGGCAUCAGCCGCUCUGCUCAGACAGCACAUGUAGCUCCGAUCGCUUGGUAUAAUAGCGGCCAUCCGUUCAUGGUCGGCACUGCUGCGUCGCCGCUCCACGUCUCUCUCAGAAGCUUUGCUUUCGCCCUGCCGCUCCCCGUACGCUUUCCUGCCCUCCCAACAGUUCCUGGCGAGCCUUGAUAUCUUGGCAGGGACGGCGCUAGCAAAUGGAUCCGCCACCGGCGCCGUUCGCCAACAGCCCGUCGUCCUCGCCCUCAGCUCCGACGCCGUCGUCGUCGAGCGCGAGCGUCACCAUGGUGAUCAUCACCGUCGUGGGCAUCAUGGCGGCGUUCGCGCUCCUGGCGAGCUACUACGCGUUCGUGACCAAGUGCCAGCUGCUGCGCGCGCUCUGGUCGCGCCACCCGCCGUGGCACCGGCGCGCGCGGGGAGCCGGCAGUGGCGGACGGGAGGCGUCCGUCAUCCGCGCCGCGGCGAGCGACGACCGGCGGGGCCUCGGCCUGCCGCUCAUCCGCAUGCUCCCGGUCGUCAAGUUCACGGCGGCGGCCUGCGGCGGCGACGCCGGCGGCGGCUGCAGCGUGGCGCCGAGGAUAUCGGUGUCGGAGUGCGCCGUGUGCCUGAGCGAGUUCGUGGAGCGAGAGCGCGUCCGGCUGCUGCCCAAUUGCUCCCACGCCUUCCACAUCGACUGCAUCGACACGUGGCUGCAGGGCAGCGCCCGCUGCCCCUUCUGCCGGAGCGACGUCACGCUGCCGGCCGCGCGGUUGCCGGCGCGUUGCGCCCCGGAGGCGGCGGAGGCGACGGUCCCCAGCCGCCGCGACACCGAGCUCGCCAGCGACAGCAUUGUGAUCGAGGUGAGAGGGGAGCACGAGAGAUGGUUCAGCAACCGCGGCGCGGGCACUCCGGCCGGCGGCAGAAGGCCGCGGCACCAGAAGCCGCAGCUGCGCAAGUCGGAGAGCGUCGGCGACGAGGCCAUCGACAUGAGGAAGGCGGGCGAGGAGUUCGCGGCGCUGCCCUUGCGGCGGUCCCUGUCCCUCGACUCCUGCUGCGACAAGCACCUCUACGUGUCCGUCCAGGAGUUCCUCGCCACGCAGAGGCAAGUGUGCCAUCCAUCCGUGCAUUCAUGAUGAUACAUGGAUGCCACGCCAUUGCUGUGCAGAAUAGCCUGGCUGUCAGUCAGCAGAUGAUAUGGUUGCGAUCAAUUCUUUCGCUUUUUUUUCUAAUUGAGGAGCUAGCAGUAACUGCAAAUUAAAAAUGUUUCACGCGUGGCCUUUUUGUGCCCGGCACG
This is a messenger RNA of Panicum hallii, 1360 nucleotides long. RefSeq names its product RING-H2 finger protein ATL1-like. Gene Ontology annotation, molecular function: transferase activity. NCBI's taxonomy places the organism in Eukaryota, Viridiplantae, Streptophyta, Magnoliopsida, Poales, Poaceae. The coding region runs from base 285 to 1199 and encodes 304 amino acids. Gene Ontology annotation, biological process: protein ubiquitination. The record is from RefSeq and is a predicted model, not a curated record. The transcript has a single exon.